Messenger RNA from Neohortaea acidophila, 2271 nucleotides. RefSeq lists its product as uncharacterized. NCBI's taxonomy places the organism in Eukaryota, Fungi, Ascomycota, Dothideomycetes, Mycosphaerellales, Teratosphaeriaceae. The record is from RefSeq and is a predicted model, not a curated record. Bases 1 to 2271 code for a protein of 756 amino acids. The transcript is spliced from 2 exons.
AUGUCCACCACAACACACCGAAAAUUCGCAGUACUGCCGGUAGAGGAAUCCACCAAGUCCUCCCGUAAGGCACCUGAAGCCAGCCCAGAGCCCGCCAAGCCCCGGCGCUUCGCGCCAGAACCUGUCGAGCAAACCACCAAGUCCUCCAAAGAUGCAGCACCGCCGUCUUCCAAUGGCGAACACGCGAAGCCUCGACGCUUUGCUCCGGAGCCCAUGGAGCUACCCGAAUCGAAGUCCAAGGCAAGGCGUUUUGCUCCGCAACUGGUUGACGAGUCGAAGAAGAAAUCAUCUGACACCGAAGAAAAGCCCAAGCCACGACGCUUUGCCCCUCAGUUGGUCGAGGAGUCAGAAGAAAAGUCCUCUGACCAGGAUGCGAAGCACAAGCCAAGACGUUUCGCUCCUCAGCUGGUUGACGAGUCUGGGAAAGGAGACAAGAAACAGCACGUCAAGUUCAGUCCCGAGCCUAUCGCCACAACAUACAGCAGUAACAGAAAAGGGAAGCGAGCGGAUCCGGCCUCCAAUGCAGAAGCGCCAAAGGCGCCCCCUCGCAAGUUCACUCCAAUUCUACUCGACACCGCAUCUAGGUCACGGCGUGCUGGUGAUCCAAAUGCACCACUCUCACAGGACUACCGGACGGAGUACGGCUAUCAUGCCCACCCGCACGAGCACUGGAGACGAGUCAACGGAGUAGAAACGCCUGUUGCCACAAGCGAACAAGAAUCAGAUCCCGACGCAAUGGACGUCGACUCCACAUCGUCCGCAUCCAGACCCGGCUCGAAUCGAAGACGAAUGUCUCCUCUAGACGGCAGCGCCCCACCACGAUCAAGCUGUCUCAAACCGGAGCGCGGACAUUCCUUCCGCCUACCCGAUCUGGACACCAUUGAGAGUAGUGAGAGUGAGGAAGAUAGCAUCGUGUCCUCCGUCCCCGCUACUCCUGGUCAUGUUGGCUCACCUCUCACAGUCUCGCCGUCUUACGAGCUGUUCAAGCACGCCACGAGGCGGCGCGAGAGUAUUGAUGAGACCUGGCAGCACUACCUGCUCGAUCUGGAACGAAAGAAGGCGCAGGAGCGGCUCGAGGAGCAGGCACUGGCAGCCUACCCCAACCCGGACUUUGGCUACGAGCAUCCACACCACUACUUCAACGAGGACGAUGACUCCGAAGUAUAUGAGAUCGAAGAGCGCCCUGUCACUUGGGAUGACAACGAAGAUGACAUGUUGGAGAUGGCAAGGCGAGAGAGCACUGCCGUGAUGUCCUGGGAGAAGGGGGAAUUGCAACGGCAUGCCGAGAUCAGGCAGCAAGAGCGUAACGCUGACGCGUCCACCGCAAAGAAGUCUGGCCCGUCACCAUUCGGCAAGUUCGACACUGUCAUGAAAGAUGCAGAGCUAGACGCCGAGCUGAAGUCGAUGCGAGAGCGUGCGAGACCGCCGAUGUUAGGUGCGGACCUCGUCUUCCCGAGAUGUGCAUCACCCGAUCGAGCCCGUUUCGACGUGACUCAGGGCUCGGCCAUCCUCCGAGAUCAAAUGUGUUAUCUCACCGCCGCAGCGGAUGCCGAGCGCCAGCGUACCGGCGAGGAUGAAGGUCUCUGGCGAUCAAGACAGCCCGAGGCUCAACGCGUCAGCACGAUCAAGAGCGUCGCGAGCACAACCUCCUCAUCUUCUAAGGGACUUUGGGGAGGGUUCUGCGUUCACGACGAGAAGAAUGGUCCCGGCCUAUGGGGUUCCGCCACUCCGCCCAAACGACAGGGCUUGGAGACUCCAAGACACGAACUUCCCAAUCCCUUCCAGCUCAAAACCGGAGCAGGCGCCGGCACAAUCACACCACGAACCCCCAUCAGCAGAGACGCCAGCCGUACGAAUCUCCAACAACUGAAUGCCAUCCUCGUGACCGAACACCAAAUCGACACCAUGAUGGAGGACGAGUUUCCCGAUUCCGCCAUCACGCAAAUCUACAACUACCUCUCCCUCGGCUACCCCUCUCUCGCCCGCUCCUUUGACGAAGAGCUCGCCAAAAUCAGCCGCAUCCCAAUCUCAGAGCUACGCCAGGACGAUACGAAAGCUCGCAACGCCCCUAGGGGAUAUAUCCGGCUGGGACAGGAUUUCGAAGGCGGAGGAGGCGAGGGCAUGGUGGAGGAGAGCUGCAUGCGAUGGCGUGCGCUCAAGCGGUAUGUGCGGGAAUGGGCGAAGCAGGAGAAGAACUGGAGUCCCAGUGAAGGAGGACCUUUGGCCAACACUUGGGGCACGGGAGCGCGCAGGGGAAGUUGGGCUAUUUGA